AUGACUGCAUCUUCAUUCCUCUCAGCCCUGUCACUGCACCUGAUCUUCAGGCCAGCAGCUCAUCUCAUCCCUUCCCCAGGCCAGUCCCUGGCUCUAAGCAGUGCAGUCUCUUCCUUUGCUACUCUAGCUGACAGUUCUUGUGAAGCUCUCAGUGUUAUCAGUAUAAUCAGUCUUCAAGAUUCUGCUGCAACUGCAUGCAUUCUGGUGUUCAGCUUCUCUGAAGUCUGUGCAUUUCUGACAGUCUUCACAUCAAAUGUUCUUAGUGAAGACUGCAUCAUUCUGACUUGUCAGAAUUCACAGUAUGAAAGUCAUGUCUCAGCUUCUGCAGAUGUCUUAUCUGUUCAGAUGAUUCUCAAGUGA
This is a messenger RNA of Blastomyces gilchristii SLH14081, 360 nucleotides long. RefSeq lists its product as uncharacterized. The transcript has 4 exons. The coding region runs from base 1 to 360 and encodes 119 amino acids. The record is from RefSeq and is a predicted model, not a curated record. Lineage: Eukaryota; Fungi; Ascomycota; Eurotiomycetes; Onygenales; Ajellomycetaceae.